UUCUCAGUCUGCCACCAUUUUGUUAGCUGCUUUUUCUUUUUUCAAAUAAUUUAGCUUCCCGCCUGAAUAAUGAAUUUACCUUUUCUUAGUAAUGGCAAUAAUCUUAAAACCAACGCAUCGACAGGAUCGGAUUAAGAAAAUCGAGGUUUUACGGAAGAACACGGUGGAUAUUUUUAGGCGGCGCCAAGCGUAGUGGCUGUCCGUGUCUCUAUGGUCUGCCGGGCCGGUUCGCUGCGCAGGUUUGGAACGCGCGCCAUUUUGUGAAAUUUACAAAAAAUCCUGUCCAAGAAAACAAGGUUUAUAGCUAAAUUGGUUGUUAUUAAAAAUUGUUUUUGAGGCUGUAUAUUAUUGGAGACCGGAGUCGCCGAGAGAUAAAAAAUCCUGUGGUUAGAUCUGAAUGUAUGUUUCUUCAGGCUUAGAUCGAAUAACUUUGUGUUUAGCCAGCUAGCUGGCUAGUUGACGGAGAGGCGCUGUUGAUUUGGAAACUGAAUUGACACCGAGUCAGAGGAGUGAGGGUUGUUGGUUGGGAAAUCUGGGGGGCUCCUUGGAGAAGAGAAGCUGGAUCCCUUACUUCGACCUACGGGUUCCAGGACUUUAAACGAAGAUUGUUUUUUACAAAUAGAAAAGGUGAUACGUACCGACACAGAUCCACACCAAUGAUUGUGCUGGCUAUAGACAAACUAGAGCACCCAACAGUGAGAAUCUCUGUUGUAAAGGAAGGGGUAUUUUCACCCGGGAACCACUUGCAAGUUGGCUUAGUGGGUUGUGGUUUGCUGCUGGACUCUCCUCCCAGGAUGAUAUGAGAUUUAACAGGAGACGAUGCAUACAGGAGGAGAGACUUCAGCAUGCAAACCUUCAUCCGUCCGGCUCGCACCCUCGUUUUCUUUCCAUGCCGCUGGGCUACAGAUGGCCACUCAGAUGCCCCAUUCGCUCCAGCAGUACAGUGACCGUCACCAGCAGAGUACGGACCAGUCCGUCACCGUGCUGCCCUACAGCGAACAGACGCAGCAGCCCGUCGCCAACCAGGUGACCCCUGAUGUUGUCAUGUUACAGAGGCGCAUGCCCCAAUGCUUUCGUGACUCAGCCUCCGCUCCCUUGAGGAAGCUCUCCAUUGACCUGAUCAAAACCUACAAACACAUCAAUGAGGUAUACUAUGCAAAAAAGAAACGAAGACACCAACAGGGCCAAGGCGAUGACUCUAGCCACAAGAAAGAGAGGAAGGUGUAUAACGAUGGCUAUGACGAUGACAACUACGACUACAUUGUUAAAAAUGGGGAGAAGUGGAUGGACCGCUAUGAAAUCGAUUCCUUAAUAGGCAAAGGGUCAUUCGGACAGGUUGUAAAAGCAUACGACCGCGUCGAGCAGGAGUGGGUGGCAAUUAAGAUCAUCAAGAACAAGAAGGCUUUUCUAAAUCAAGCCCAGAUUGAAGUGCGGCUUCUCGAGCUCAUGAACAAACAUGACACGGAGAUGAAGUACUACAUAGUUCACUUGAAGCGUCACUUCAUGUUCCGGAACCACCUCUGCCUAGUUUUUGAGAUGCUGUCGUACAACCUGUACGACCUGCUGCGGAAUACCAACUUCCGAGGCGUGUCGCUGAACUUGACCCGCAAGUUCGCCCAGCAGAUGUGCACGGCGCUGCUGUUCCUGGCCACGCCCGAGCUCAGCAUCAUCCACUGUGACCUGAAGCCAGAGAACAUCCUCCUGUGCAACCCCAAGAGAAGCGCCAUCAAGAUCGUCGACUUCGGGAGCUCCUGCCAACUGGGGCAAAGGAUAUACCAGUACAUUCAGAGUCGCUUCUACCGCUCCCCUGAAGUGCUGCUGGGAAUGCCUUAUGACCUGGCCAUAGACAUGUGGUCCCUGGGCUGCAUUCUGGUGGAGAUGCACACUGGAGAGCCUCUCUUCAGCGGAGCCAACGAGGUGGAUCAGAUGAAUAAAAUAGUUGAAGUGCUUGGUAUCCCUCCCAGUCACAUACUGGAUCAGGCGCCCAAAGCCAGGAAGUUCUUUGAGAAAAUGUCUGACAGCACGUGGAGUGCAAAGAAGACCAAAGAUGGCAAAAGGUAUAAGCCUCCGGGCUCCCGGAAGCUCCACACCAUCCUGGGGGUGGAGUCGGGCGGCCCCGGGGGGCGACGGGCGGGGGAAUCGGGCCACGCCGUACCCGACUACUUGAAGUUCAAGGACCUCAUCUUAAGAAUGCUGGACUACGACCCCAAGGGCCGCAUCCAGCCCUACUACGCCCUGCAGCACAGCUUCUUCAAGAAGACGGCCGACGAGGGGACCAACACGAGCAGCAGCGUGUCCACCAGCCCCGCGCUGGAGCAGUCGCAGUCUUCAGGAACCACGUCCAGCACGUCCUCCAGCUCAGGGGGUUCGUCCGGGACGAGCACCAGUGGCAGGGCGAGGUCCGACCCCACCCAUCAGCACAGGCACAGCGGGGGGCACUUCAGUGCAGCGGUGCAGGCCAUGGACUGCGAAAACGUCUGUCCACAGGUGAGACAGCCGUACCCCCCGCCUGUGGGCUGGGCGGGCAGCGACGGGCCUCAGCAGGUGACGGUGGAGACCCACCCAGUCCAGGAGACCACCUUCCACGUGCCUCCUCAGCAGCCCAAGGCCUUGCACCCCCUGGCCGGCAGCAACAGCUCCCACCACCACCAUCACCACCACCACCACCAUCACCACCACGGACAGGGCCUGCCCGCCCGGCCUCGCCCGCGCCUCUACAACUCCCCCACCAACAGCGCCUCCACGCAGGACUCCAUGGAGGUGGUCCACGGCCACCUGUCCAUGACCUCCCUGUCUUCCUCCGCCUCCUCGUCCUCCACAUCUUCCUCCUCCACCGGGAACCAGGGCAACCAGGCCUACCAGAACCGCCCGGUCGCUGCCAACGCCUUGGACUUUGGCCAAAACGGCAGCAUGAACAUGGGAUUGGGUGCCUUCUCGAAUCCCCGCCAAGAGACUGGCAUAGCAGGACAUCCUACGUACCCUAUUGCCACGAACACGGGGCCUGGUCACUAUAUAACGGAGGGCCACUUGGGCAUGAGACAGGGGAUCGACCGGGAGGAGUCUCCCAUGGCCGGAGUGUGUGUUCAGCAGAGUUCUGUGGCUAGUUCGUGACUAAACUGAGAAUGGGUUUUUUUUUCUGUGUGUAUUUUUUAAGGUGGUGUUUUUAAAAAAAAUUAAAUAAAAGUGCAUAGAGAUCAAAA
Molecule: messenger RNA, 3200 nt
Organism: Conger conger (European conger)
Lineage: Eukaryota; Metazoa; Chordata; Actinopteri; Anguilliformes; Congridae
Gene: dyrk1aa
Product: dual-specificity tyrosine-(Y)-phosphorylation regulated kinase 1A, a
Exons: 13
Coding region: 820-3111 (763 amino acids)
Biological process (GO): positive regulation of DNA-templated transcription; peptidyl-serine phosphorylation; protein autophosphorylation
Cellular component (GO): nucleus
Molecular function (GO): ATP binding; protein serine/threonine kinase activity; transcription coactivator activity
Source: RefSeq, a predicted model, not a curated record